Messenger RNA from Microstroma glucosiphilum, 655 nucleotides. RefSeq lists its product as hypothetical. NCBI's taxonomy places the organism in Eukaryota, Fungi, Basidiomycota, Exobasidiomycetes, Microstromatales, Microstromataceae. The transcript has a single exon. Bases 222 to 611 code for a protein of 129 amino acids. The record is from RefSeq and is a predicted model, not a curated record.
GCAAAGGAAGGAAGGGCACUCCAGGAAUUCAGUGCGACAAGAUUUCAGCGCAUCCAGCAUCCGUUCAAAGGUCAGCUGGCGGCCGGCACAAGGCAGAGGGAGAAGGGUCAAGUGGCAGAUGACAGAGAGGGGUCCAGCAAGCGAGCAAUUCGGAACGUUUGCAAUCAAGCUCUGCUCGCUCGCCAGGCGUCUUUGAGUGGCAGACAGUCAGGCAGAUCGGGAUGAAGAUCUGCGAGUCUUUAGAGAGGCAGAGCGAGCGAGCAAAUGAGCGAACGAACGAGAGCUGGUGCGAGCCCUGCCCGCAACUCGGAGAUUGGGAUUCAAGACGAAGGGAAGGACUAAAGGGCCAAGAGGGAAAGGAAGAGAGAAGGAGAGGAAGCUCAAGGAGCUCUAGGUUCCAAGUCGACGUCCUGCUGGCCAAAUCAAGCAAGCUGUGCAGGUUGUACAAGAACGCACUCGCCCUUGUCAGCUUUGUCCUUUGCUCAUCGCUCUUCUUUCACUCUCAUCCUCACCCUCUCCUUACCUCCGUCUCUUCGUCUUGCUCUCCUGUCACUCCUGUCCUCCUGUCUACCUCUUCGUCUCUCUGGCGCCGAUCAAUUCGACCCUCUUGAGUUUUACUUGACAUUCCUCCUUUUGCAACCCCCCAUCUCUCGAG